Diatraea saccharalis (sugarcane borer) is the source of this 4030-nucleotide messenger RNA. Lineage: Eukaryota; Metazoa; Arthropoda; Insecta; Lepidoptera; Crambidae. The record is from the annotation of a GenBank genome assembly.
AUGGGGCUAAAAGGAGAAAAGGGGGAUCGUGGUUAUGAUGGCAUCCCAGGCUUACCAGGAGAUAAAGGUCCACCAGGACCACCAGGACCACCGGCAUUAGUAUCAGAACCAGUACGCUACAUUCCAGGCCCUCCAGGUCCACCUGGACCGCCAGGGCCUCCAGGUACUCCAGGGGCAUCCAUAGUUGGCCCUAAAGGAGAACCUGGGUCUAAUUACCACGAAGAACAUAUACAUGGGAAUACCAAAAUUUAUGGUCGGCCAGUCAUGAAGAGCCCACUCGACGAGCUUAAGGCUUUAAGAGAAUUGAAAGAUCUCAAAGAAAAAGAAAGAGGAGUAUUCGCACAUCCUAGCCAUGGGACGAGCGCACAUGCUGACGACUCAAAUACCAGUAAAACUAUACCAGGGGCUGCUGUAUUCCAAACUACAGAAGAAAUGUUAAAGUUGGCAUCAGCGAGUUCCGUCGGCUCCUUAGCGUACGUAGUCGAAGAACAAGCGCUAUUAGUUAAGGUCAACUCCGGAUGGCAAUAUGUUUCCCUGGGUUCUCUAGUUACACACUCCGCACAAGUAGCACCAACACCUCCGCCUGCAACUCCUCCAAUGCCUGCAGCGAGUCUGGUCCACGUACGGGAGUCACCAAUUUCUAAUUUCGUCGACAAUUCACCCCCAUCCAACGGACCCAGUCUUCGUUUAGCAGCACUCAACGAUCCUCUAACGGGUAAUAUGCACGGAGUUAGACGCGCUAAUUAUGCGUGUUACAGACAGGCUAAGAGAGCUGGACUGAGAGGAACUUUCACGGCGUUCCUUACAAGCAGAAUCCAAAACUUGGAUACAAUCGUGCGUUACUCGGACAGACAUUUGCCAAUUGUUAAUACACAAGGUGACGUCUUGUUCAAAUCAUUUUCUGACAUAUUUGAUGGAAAUGGCGGUGUCAUAACUGGAUCUCCAAGGAUUUACAGCUUCAACGGAAAGAAUAUUAUGACUGAUUCCCACUGGCCACAAAAAAUGAUAUGGCAUGGUUCACAUGCUAGUGGAGAAAGAGCAUUAGAUACUUUUUGCGAUGAGUGGCAAAGUAAUGAUGCGUCUAGGAGAGGCAUGGCUGCCUCCCUCUAUUCCCACAAAUUACUCUCCCAGGAGAGGCAUGCAUGCAAUAAUCACUUCGUAGUUCUGUGCAUCGAAGCCACUUCUAAUGGAAGCUUCAGAAAGAAAAGAGAGGUACCUAGCUACAACAUGACUGGAAUACUAGACGACGAGGAUUACCUUUACAAUGCGGAGGAAUAUCAGCAACUAUUAAACGAGAUAUUUGCUCAACCGUUCAGAGAGAACUAACUCAAAUAUAUUGUAGACUUUGGACGGAAUGCUACGAGCCAUUUCAAAAUUUAGCUCGCAACGUUAAAGUUAAAUUUUCCAUGAAAGGCUUUUCAACUUCGUGAACAUAUAACACGGCCGUAUUGUUAUGAUACGAACGAAGGCAAUUUUUCUAUUAUUGGUAAUGAGAUUAUACCGAAUGAUGCUUGACGUUCAUAUGAGAUUCCUAUUGAUUAAGCUCGGGAGCUUAAGCCAUUGAAAGUUACUAUACAUUUUAUGUAUUAUAAUUAAUUGUAGAGGAAAGUAUAUUUAAGUUAGUCAUAAAUAUCUUAAUAGAGUUGUAAAUAUUUACAUACUUUAAUGCACCACCAAAUUUUAUUAUUAAGUAUUUUAUUUAUAAUUUCCUUCAAAAGUGUGAAUGUACGUAUUAUCACAAUUAUAUUACUCUCACACAAUUAUAGUACUCAACUAUAUUAUUAGUACAGUGUGUACGUUCAAUAAAUGGGAUUGAAGCAAAUUAAAUAAAAGUUCAAUAUAUUAUUGAAUGUUAAUAGCAUUUUGAUUGAUUCCAAUGUCAACCAAAUCGAAGUCAAUGUUACCUGCUGCUGAUUCGGCUUUAUAAAAUUAUUGUGUGUAUGUGUGUGACAGUGCGUGAGCAUGUGUGUGCGUUUCAAUUGCACACAUUUGAUUUUAAAACACACUGAUUGUUAAUAAUAAUAAAUAUUUUAAAACUACUAAGCAUGCUUAGUGAUUUAAUUAAAAUAACUUUAAAUUUUACCCUUUUUAUGUAAAAUUAUAUCACUUUCUGUCCGUAUACAUUAAGGCUAAGAACGUUAGGAAAGUUAUUCUAUUUACUUUCUUUUUUUUUCUCUGUAGCAAAUAUUAUACUUUAAAAAUGUAUUGUCAAUUUUUUUGUACGUUUUAUAAAACUUUUAAUUAUGAUAUUAAUUCAUCUAAUUCUUAAAUUCAAAAUAGAAGAGGACAAAAUGUGAACCAAAAAGUUUUUAAAUAUAAUAUGUUUCCAUUAGAGAUGACUUAAUAAUAUUAUUUGAUAGGUGUUUAUAACUUUGCUUACACACGCGAUAUCAUUUUGUUAUCGCUUGAAAUAUGCACUUAAGUGUCAAUCACCCUUUUUCAACUCUUGAUUAUAUAUACACACAACAAUUACAUCAGAUUUAAAAAAAAGAUCCGCAAUCGAAUUUACUGACUUCUUUCUACGGAUUAAGGUUUAAAAUCAAAUAGAGAAAUCUGACAGAUUCGUAUAAACUAAUAUGCUGUUGAUUGUGUAAGGUAAUGGACAUUUUGCAUCACACAAAUUGCAAUUGUAUUAAUAUUUUAUAAUAAUCAUAGUCACAUAUUAUAUUUUGGGAAUUUCAAUAUUUAUAAUCAAUAUUUGAUUUAUCCUAAAAAAAAGAAUAAGUAAGAGUCAAAAAUAGCCCAAAAAAGGAUAGUACGGCCGUGCCCUUUUAACUAUUUUGCUCGACUUGGUGGUAGCACUUCCGUGCUCCCAGAGGUAUCAGGUGUUACCGAUAUUGAGCUUAUUGACUGUCUAUAAUAAUUAUUUUAGUUAAUAUUUGUUGUAGGAAUUAUAAUUUAAUAGGUAAUAAAUAUUUAUAAACUAUUAUUCGUCAAGUGAAACUAGUCACAAAAAUGUUUUUUAAUUUUUUAUAAAAUCUUCAUUAGAAUGUUCUGAAAAGUGAACUACAUCUCAAGAAUAGCAUAAUUAAAAAAAAAGACUUAUAAUUUUCUUAAUUAUAAUUAAAUAAAUGAUUUAUUUUGAAUCGGCAUGCCUACCGUAUAUACUGGUCGCCGCAUUGUUUUUUUUUUUUCUUUAAUUAAAAAACUAAGCCGUUCUUAAAUGUGAUAAAAAAAUAUUAUAGUAGACCUAGCCAUUGUUCAAAGUAUUUCUUAAGGCUAUGCUAUUCUAUUUAAAAAAAAAACAGCCUCAAACUCGACAUAGAGUACAGCGCAGUGACAUUAAAGGACUUCAAUGAAAUGAAACUUUUAUUGCCCUUACCUCUAUGCUAUAACAGCGCUAUGUUCGUCGUCGAAUCCGAUACUUGUAUAUCAGAAUAGCACUAUGUUAUACAUUUACUUUUAUUUAAUUUACAAUUACUUUUUUAUUUUACAAGUCUGUUUUAUCUCUCAAUACCUUUGAAAAUCGAUCACUUAUCUCUAAUUUCAAUACAGUUUUGGAGCAAUUACAUGUACAAAAAGUAAAAAAAAAAAAUUAUUACUUUUAAACCGAUAUUCUUAUUUUCGAUUGAGAAUCUAACCUAGCCUAAUCUAACAAUGGCAAUAACAAACCAAAAGUCAGGUCAGAUUAUUAAAUAAAUAGUAUUUACUAGCCUGACCAAAAAAAAACAAUAUGGCGGCUGAUUUAUGUACCAUAAUCAAAUGUUCAUGCUAUUUAAAUAAAUUUAAUAGGAACAAAACUGAAGAACUUGUAACGUCCUUUUAACAUCUGUAGAAAUAAGUUUGCACGUAAGUUGGAAAGACAAUUAUAGUAAAAGGCUAUGCACUACUAACACAUACCAAGAGGCAUUUACGAAUCUAUUUUAGAACUUAAGGGGCUUACAGAAUCGAAUAAUAAAAAAGUACGUGUAUUAUAAAACGACUGUAUUUAAACUUUACUAAGCAGCAUAAAUGUUUACACUUUAAAACUGUUGUUUUCUUUGCAACCCUUUUAUUAUUUCUAACAAUUUUCUAUUACUUUCAUAUACGC